This is a messenger RNA of Fusarium odoratissimum NRRL 54006, 2560 nucleotides long. RefSeq lists its product as uncharacterized. The transcript is spliced from 2 exons. The record is from RefSeq and is a predicted model, not a curated record. Gene Ontology annotation, molecular function: electron-transferring-flavoprotein dehydrogenase activity; flavin adenine dinucleotide binding. The coding region runs from base 481 to 1605 and encodes 374 amino acids. Gene Ontology annotation, cellular component: cytoplasm. NCBI's taxonomy places the organism in Eukaryota, Fungi, Ascomycota, Sordariomycetes, Hypocreales, Nectriaceae.
AUAUUAUUUAUUAUGGUAUAACGAAUGAAUAUAGACAAUGCUUUGUUGAUACUACUUACCUAUGCAUCAAUAUCGGAUGCAAAGCAUGAGCACAAGCAAGCUUCGACAGCUCCCCACCUCGGGGUCUGAGACUGAACAAGAGCUCAGCAUGAGCUGAACAGAGUAGAAAACCCAUACAAAUACAUCAGCUGAAGCUACGAUAGCCUCAAAUCAGAUAUUGCAGUUUCCGACGAGCCUGAAACAUAGGCCGUUCCGGAACAUCUUUUCGUUACACAGCCUUGAACUCGUCAUAGACGAGCUUAGUAUUGCUCCGAGACCAUCGGGAGCGGAACAAUCAUGCUCGCUCGGCUUUAAACUUUCACAGCUCACAUGUCUCUCCGACGUUAACUACACGUUACAUGAGCAACUCAGUUUUGAUAAAGAGUGCCACAAACCUCCAAGAAAUAACCAUCAAGCUCACUUCACAUCAAUUGAUUAAUCAUGACAAAAACCGUCGUCGUAUUAGGCGGUAGCCUAGGCGGUAUGGCCGUCACCCAUCAACUGCUCAAGUACACGCGACCUCGUGAACAAGAUCUCAAAGUUAUACUGGUCUCAAAGAGCAGCCACUUCUACUGGAACCUAGCUUCUGUUCGCGCCAUUGUCCCUGGCGUUAUAAAUGAUGAUGAGAUUUUUGCGCCUAUCAAGCCAGGCCUGGAUCAGUAUCCCGCCGGCAGCGUUGAGUUCAUUGUCGGCACCGCUUCUGGCGUUGAUCACACGGCCCGUACCGUAACAGUCGAUACAGAUGCUGGUGCUGAUCAGAAGACCGUGCUCAAGUAUGAUCAUCUUGUCAUUGCUACUGGUGCCGAAACCGUUGACCCCUCACUCCCUUGGAAAGCAUCCAGCUCGCACGAGGAGCUCGUGGAGAGCCUUCACAGCACUGCUGAAAAGGUUGAAAAGGCUACGCAUGUUGUUGUCGCCGGUGCCGGAGCUACAGGCGUUGAACUCGCGGGCGAAAUUCAAUAUGCUUAUCCCUCGACUACCGUUCUACUCAUCUCAGCUGAGGACAAAGUCGUCGCUGGAGACCAGAUUGCUGGUAGUGUUGAGUCUGAGCUGAAGCGCCUUGGUGUUGAGAUCCGUGCUGGUGUACGAUCCAAGGACACGACGGAACUACCAGAUGGCAAGACGUUGGUGAAGCUGUCCAAUGGGGAGGAGUUGGUGACAGAUUUAUUCCUCGCGACGAUGGGAUUGAAGCCAAAUUCUGGGUUCCUGCCCAAGGAGUGGCUUACCAAGCAGGGCUAUGUCGACGUGGACGAUGAGAUGCGCGUCAAGAAUGCAGAGGGUGUAUGGGCAGUUGGAGACGUCGUAUCCAAGCCUCGCGCCGCAUUCUUGAUCACGGAGGCUCAGGCUGCCGGUGUCUUCAAGAACAUUGACCUCGUACUCAAAGGCAAGGAACCACAGCCUGUGAGCGGUCCUCGAGUGGAUGCUUUUCUAUGCGCCACAGGUCGAAGUCGCGGAGCUGGACGCCUAGGCAAAGUUCCGGUGCCAUCGCUUGCUGUAUGGGCCGUCAAGGGUCGUACAUUAGGUCUAGAACGUACCAAGAAGUACGUCAACGGAAGUAUGUGGUGAUUGAGAAUGCGUGUAGUGCAAUGCCUGAUAUCCUAUUCAAGAAAGCGCCAUGAUAUUCCUACAAAGUAAAAACAACAUACCCACACCCAUAAUCUAAUUAAUUCGCCUAUCCUCUCUUCUCGUCUUCAAUCUCCCGCCUGAUCUGCUCAAGAACUUGCUCUCGUGUUCUCAAGUGAUUCUCUAGGCCCUCGACCUGCUCCCGGACUGUCUGGAGAUCUUCCUGUAUGCUCUUGAGACUUCCUCCAGCCGCGCUCUUACCAGUUCCCUCUUCCAAUUCCCUAAGUUCUCGUCGCUUGUAUUCGAGCAAUUGAUCGAGUUCCUUCUUAACAAGUGCAGGCUUAGAAUCGCGUUUGCCGCCUUUCCGGCGUUCCGCGAUCUCCUCCACCUUCUUUAUCUUAUCCUCGAGGUCCUGGAGCUUGCGCUUCAGUCGAACCUCUUCCCAGUCCUCCGUCUUUUCCGUAGAGAAAUCCGUGCCCGAGCUCUUGAAGCCGCUUCGACCCAGGCGCGUUAGGUAUUGAUCGCCGAACUUAGCCUUACGGCCAGUACUUGUGGUGUCGUCAGCCUUGGUGGCCCAUCGCGAGUUAGCGCCUGUUCGCUGGUUGUCGACUUGAUAAUCAAUCUGGUUGCGCUCAAAGCUCGAUCGAAGCGACGCCGGAACGGUACGGGGGAUUCGGAAACCCUCAUGUCGGUAGUUAAGGAUAUGUAGGAAUGCGAGACAAGCAUCCUUGUUGAUAGUCGAUUGCGCCGAGGGGUUGAUCAGAUUCCAGGCGGAUCGGACAUCGGUAUCGGGAACGUCAAGGGACUCGUAAAGGUCACUAAGCGCAUGGACUAUGAUCGUUAGCUUUAUUUCCCAGAAUUCAGGUUACCAUAGACAUACAAUCCACCUCGCCGCGCAUAUCUCGGUUCUCCUGGUAGAUCUGCUCGUAUUUGGCCUUGUCCGCAGGCUUCAUGUACC